Zasmidium cellare ATCC 36951 is the source of this 1017-nucleotide messenger RNA. RefSeq lists its product as uncharacterized. Lineage: Eukaryota; Fungi; Ascomycota; Dothideomycetes; Mycosphaerellales; Mycosphaerellaceae. The record is from RefSeq and is a predicted model, not a curated record. The transcript is spliced from 3 exons. Bases 1 to 1017 code for a protein of 338 amino acids.
AUGCGCGUCAACUCAGUCUUGAUUGCGUCGCUCGCAGGUGCGGCCAUCGCUGCCCCGGUGGAGUUCACGCAACCACCAGUUCCUCGCCAGGUCGACACGUCCACCGUCACGGAUCUUCUCAACACGAGCAGUUUGCCUGUCAAGGAACGCCAAGUCGAUACCUCGACUGUCACGGAUCUUCUCAACACCAGCAGCCUUCCAGUGAAGGAGCGCCAGGUCUCGUCCACCCCUGUCGAGGAGGCUCUGGAGAGCCUCGAUCUUGGAAAGCGCCAGGAUGCCAGCUCCGUCACCGAUCUUCCCAGUGGUCUCGGCCUCCGCACACGCCAGGACGUCAGCGAGGUAACGGGUCUGCUUAAGGAGCUUGGCCUCGAGAAGCGCCAGAACACCAGCUCAGCGACUGGCCUCCUGAGCAGCCUUGGCCUGGGCAAGCGCCAGACUGAGAUUCUGGACGAGCUCACCAAGUCCCUGCCCACCCGCCAGACCGAGCUCGUCGACGAGCUCACCAAGAGCCUCUCCGCCCGCCAGACAGAGAUUGUUGACGAGUUGACCAAGUCCCUCCCCGCCCGACAAACCGAGAUCGUCGACGAACUGACCAAGAGCUUGCCUGUCCGCCAGACGGAGGUCGUUGAUGAGCUUACGAAGAGCCUCUCCGCCCGCCAGACUGAGGUCGUUGACGAGCUCACCAAGAGCCUCCCAACCCGCCAGACCGAAGUCGUUGACGAUUUGACCAAGAGCCUCUCGGCCCGUCAAACCGAGAUCCUGGACGAACUCACCAAAAGCCUAUCCGCACGCCAGACGGAGGACCUUACGAAGGAGCUGACCAGCCUCGUUCAGAUCGCAGCCCGCCAGUUCGACACCAGCACCCUGACCAACCUUACCAGCGAACUCCCAGCCCGCAGCCCAGCGGACGUCCAAUGCGUCAAGGACGAGAGCGGCAAGUGCAAGUCGACCGCAGAGCCCACGAACAAGCCUGAGCUCGAUAUUGUCAAGAGCGUAGAGGAUGCUCUGAGCCUCUAA